AUGUACGAAAAAAUACUUAUUGCAUUACUAUUGUCAGGUUAUAUUUUUACAUCAACUGCCGACACCGUAACUCCUACAGAGAAGGCUGUUGAAGAUCCAACAGGUGAGUCUCCCUUAGUGUCCGCAUCAGCAAAUGACCCUACUCCUGCUAAUGCAAGAACAGUGGAAAUCCCUAGAGAUGAACCCGGCACAACAGGAGCAAGAAGACAACUUCAGCACAUGUUCUCAGAACCAGUGAUAAUAGUCAUUAUUUUGGGGGUGUUGGCUGGUAUCAUUGGAAUUAUACUCCUUUUUGCUUACGUUAUUGGCAAGCUAACUAAGAAAUAUAAUCAAUGA
Pipistrellus nathusii (Nathusius's pipistrelle) is the source of this 336-nucleotide messenger RNA. Lineage: Eukaryota; Metazoa; Chordata; Mammalia; Chiroptera; Vespertilionidae. The record is from the annotation of a GenBank genome assembly.